ACCAUUUCUUGAUUAAAAAAUCUUUGUUGGACCGGAAUAUAGAUGAGCUAUUAUGUAUACUUACAAGGUUUUGCAUAAUCUUAUUCAAUGAAGUUAUUGUUUAAGGUGUAACGAUGUAUAUAAUGACUCUUCAUCUGAAAAACUGCUAUCAGCAGAACUUUGUUCCUAUUUCAUGUUUAAACCAGGCAAAUACAACCUUAACAUCAAUGUAAGGAAGCUUCAUCUCAUCAUCUACAUUCUGCAUUUUGAAACUGAAAAGAAAAUGGCGUUGGAAAAAAAUUCAAGCCAGGAAAUUGAGGACCCUUCCUUGCUUUUGCUUACACAAAACGCUGAGAAAAACGCUAAUCAACUUGAAGCAGAUAACAAGGAAAAAAUCGGAGGUCCUCAAAUUGUAAAAUUCAAUUACACAUGCAUUGGAUACGUCAACAGCAGCAACCCAGUGUUUAAUAAGCUGAGUAAGGCUAUUCAAGACCAGGAUUUGAAAAGCCUUCAAAACUACUUCGAUGAAUUUUGUAUAGGCAAACGCAGAAAAGCGAAAAUGCUUUUACAUUGUCCUGGGUUUUAUUUCUCAACAUUCAGAGAGGAAUGCCUUAUUGCUCAGGCGAUGUUCUACGAUCUUGAUUGUUUCCGGUACUUGCUUGAACUUUACGAAAGCUUAAAAUCAACGUUGGAAGAAAUGCAGCCAAAGGAAAACUGGGAAAAAUACCGCAUCGAUUCUUUAACCUUACUACCAUUUCGCAUAAGUGGCGUUAAUGGAAAUCUACUUCACUACCUGGAGGGGGAAGAUGCCAUUAUUAAGUUAGAAAUUCUAAGCAAGUCUUCCACGUUUAACCUGCUAAUUAACCACAAAAAUCUUCACGGUGUUACACCACUGCUUAUGGCAAUAAUGUUUGAUGAAGUGGAUCUGGCAGAGAGAAUGGUAGAACUGGGCGCAUAUAUCGACAGUGAGAGUAAUGAUAAAGAAACGCCAUUCAGUCAAGCCGUUAGUCGUGGCCAUCUUGAUCUGGUUAAGAAAAUGCUGACGAUUGAAGUAUUCUAAUCACGGAAAUGCAUUUUAG
Molecule: messenger RNA, 1058 nt
Organism: Dendronephthya gigantea
Lineage: Eukaryota; Metazoa; Cnidaria; Anthozoa; Malacalcyonacea; Nephtheidae
Exons: 4
Coding region: 173-1039 (288 amino acids)
Molecular function (GO): protein binding
Source: RefSeq, a predicted model, not a curated record